Chelonia mydas (Green sea turtle) is the source of this 939-nucleotide messenger RNA. Its product is annotated as tudor domain-containing protein 7-like. Bases 328 to 801 code for a protein of 157 amino acids. Lineage: Eukaryota; Metazoa; Chordata; Testudines; Cheloniidae. The record is from RefSeq and is a predicted model, not a curated record. The transcript is spliced from 2 exons. Gene Ontology annotation, biological process: lens fiber cell differentiation; lens morphogenesis in camera-type eye; spermatogenesis.
UUUCCUCCCAUAAAAGGCUUUAAUCUUGUUUCAUACAAAAUUGAAGGUGCAGAUGCAUUUAAUAAUAGGAGUUUACUUUAUUUCUUCCCUUUAAAGGUUGCUAAACUGGAUGACUCAAAGGGAAUUGCACAUAUUUACUUGUUUACUCCCAAGAACUUCCCAGACCCUGAUCGGAGCAUCAAUCGGCAGAUCACUAAUGAGGACUUGUGGAAGCAUCAGAAAGAUGUCUUCUUGAGUGUUGCACCCAGUGGAGCUGGUCCUAUAAAAGGGAAAAGUGAUACUAUCCUUGCUCCAGAAUUACUUGGCCUAGGCCUCAAGAAAAGCCUCAUGGGGUCGAUCAAGCUUGCUCCAGAUCCCAGCAGUGUGGUGCCUACUGUUGAUAUGCCACUUCUUCUACCCUUACCGAAACCCGGUGAGCACAUGGAUGUCUAUGUUUCAGUGGCCUGCCACCCUGGUCACUUUGUCGUCCAGCCUUGGCAAGAGAUCCACAACCUAGAAGUCCUCAUGGAAGAAAUGAUUCUGUACUACAGCAUGGCAGAGGAGAGAUCCAUUGCCGUUAAGAAGAACAAUCUGUAUGCUGCUAAAGUAGAAAAUAAGUGGCACAGGGUGUUAAUAAAAGGAAUUCUGACAAAUGGGUUGGUAUCAGUAUAUGAGUUGGACUAUGGUAAACAUGAGCUUGUCAGCAUCAGAAAAAUACAGCCUCUAAUGGACAUGUUCAGAAAACUACCAUUUCAAGCUAUAACCGCUCAGCUUGCAGGUAGGUCACAAGUAUUUGUAAUUUUGUUGGAUAAAAUUUUCUAAACAAUAGAAGGGCAUCAAGUGGGUAAGAAUAUUUGGCGUAUAAAGCUAUGAGGAUAGUGGCAUAGUGUACACUUAAAUUUUAUAGUAAGCAUUUUGCAAAUUUACAAAAUAAUGAAUAGAUUAGAAUUGUUUUCAUUG